AUGGCUUAUCCGUCAACUGACGCUCCCUGCCGGGUCCGAGGCAGGUCCCUUUCUGCUCCGCUUAUUCAGAGUGUGGGCUCCCUGAGCCACGUCUACUGUAGCCCCCCUGCAUGGUUAACCUCGGUCUCCCCGGGAGCGAUCAGCAGAUGGAGUUAGCCAUCCCAUCCUCAUCACCAAAUUGUUGUGGAAAUUCUAAAGAAGAGAGACUGUAGAUUCUUCAAACAACUUUAUUAUAAGAUUUGCAAAAAUGGAGCGGUUAACAGUCACUCAAUGGUGCAGAGUCAAGAGCCCAAUGAACAGAGUUGGCUCUCAGCUUUUAUAGAAAGUACAACAUCUUGUCUAUGUCGCAGUUUAGCAGAUGUAUGUAAACAGGGGUGGGGAACAUAGUGUGUAAAAGGCGAUUAGUUUGUCUGUGCAGAUUAAGAUAGCCCGAGGUUGAUAGCACGAGGGCUCAACUGUCUAACUGCAUUUGCCACAGCUCACACUAUAAUGUGCUCCUUUCUGCAAGUUUCCACACAGCUGAGAUCCUGUAGAUAGUAAAAACACGGGAUGUGUCACAUGCUGUAGUCGCACACAAACGGCUCUUAGCUAUACGCCCAGUCUUAUGACUAAAUCACACAAAGACAAGUUUGUAUCAGCUUAGAAAAAAACUAGAACAUAAGAUACAAUUCUCUAAGCAAAAAACAGCAUAGCCCGUCUGAAUGUAAUUUUCCCCCACUAACCCUAACUGUAAAUUACAUUAUGCUGGCUUAGAAGGUGAUGUGUAAUUCCUAUUGGACUCGAGCCAGCCUUAGGCUACCCAACAGAUUACAUUUGUAUUCACCCGCAACCUGCACUCAUAAUGACUGCCAGGGUUAAGAACAGUAGGAGGAAAAUACCUAAGCCAGUUAAACUGGAACAACCAUUUCAGUAACGGGUGCAAAAAUUAGGAUUAGUUGAGAUUUUUUUUUUAAAACUUUUUGUAGCAUAACAUUUAAUCAAUCAAUCACUCAAUGUACAUGCAAAAACACAGAUAUUAAAAACAAUUCCAAAAAAUCUACCUGCAGUAGAGCAUGCUGGGGAAAAGUUCAUUUGUUAUCAUAUCUUUAAAAACAAUUGCUGGUUUGACUUCUCAUUUAGUUUUGAGUCAGUACAACAUAAUAAUUUAAAGUAAUAACGACCUUCAUUGACUUUGAGUACAACUUAUUAGAAGUACAGUGCAUUCGGAAAGUAUUCAGACCACUUCACUUUUUCCACAUUUUGUUACUGUAGAGCCUUAUUCUAAAAUUGAUUACAUUAUUAUUACAUCAAUCUACACACAAUACCCCAUAAUGACAAAGCAAAAACUGGUUUUUAGACAUUUUUGCAAAUGUAUCAUAAAUACACAACAUAAAUACCUUAUUUACGUAAGUAUUCAGACCCUUUGCUAUAAGAUUUGAAAUUGAGCUCAAGUGCAUACUGUUUCCAUUGAUCAUCGUUGAGAUGUUUUUACAACUUGAUUGGAGUCCACCUGUGGUAAAUUCAAUUGAUUGGACAUGAUUUGGAAAGUCACACAUCAGUCUAUAUAAGGUCCCACAGUUGACAGUGCAUGUCAGAGCAAAAACCAAGCCAUGAGGUUGAAGGAAUUGUCCGUAGAGCUUCAAGACAGGAUUGUGUCGAGGCACAGACCUGGGGAAGGGUACCAAAAAAUGUCUGCAGCAUUCUUAGAUGGAAGAACUUUGGAACCACCAAGAUUCUUCAUAGAGCUGGCAGCCUGGCCAAACUGAGCAAUCGGGGGAGAAGGGCCUUGGUCAGGGAGGUGACGAAGAACCCAAUGGUCACUCUGACAGAGCUCUAGAGUUCCUCUGUGGAGAUGGGAGAACCUUCCAGAAGGACAACCAUCUCUGCAGCACUCUACCAAUCAGGACUUUAUGGUAAAGUGGCCAGACGGAAGCCACUCCUCAGUACAAGGCACAUGACAGCCCACUUGGAGUUUGCCAAAGGGCACCUAAAGACUCUCACACCAUGAGAAACAAGAUUCUCUGGUCUGAUGAAACCAAGAUUGAACUCUUUGACCGGAAUGCCAAGCGUCAUGUCUGGAGAAAACCUGGCACAUCCCAGGUGAAGCAUGGUGGUGGCAGCAUCAUGCUGUGGGGAUGUUUUCAAUGGUAGGAACUGCGAGACUAGUCAGGAUCGAGGCAAAGAUGAAUGGAACAAAGUACAGAGAGAACCUUGAUGAAAACAAGACAAUGCAGGAGUGGCGCUCCCCAUCCUACCUGACAGAACUUGAGAGGAUCUGCUGAGAAGAAUGGGAGAAACUCCCCAAAUACAGGUGUGCCAAGCUUGUAGCGUCAUACCCAAGAAGACUCAAAGCUGUAUUCGUUGCCAAAGGUGCUUCAACAAAGUACUGAGUAAAGGAUACUUAUGUAAAUGUGUUAUUUCAGAUUUUUGUAUUUUAUUAAUUAGCCAAGAUUUCUAAAAACCUUUUUUUGCUUUGUCAUUUUGGGGUAUUGUGUAUAGAUUGAUAAGGAAAAAUUUUUUUUUAAUCAAUUUUAGAAUAAGGCUGUAACGUAUCAAAAUGUGGAAAAAGUCAAUGGGUCUUAAUACUUUCCGUAGGCACUGCAUAUCAUAUUUUACAUUUUACAUUUUAGUCAUUUAGCAGAUGCUCUUAUCCAGAGCGACUUACAGGAGCAAUUAGGGUUAAGUGCCUUGCUCAAGGGCACAUUUACGUCAUUUAGCAGACGCUCUUAAACAGAGCGACUCACAAAUUGGUGCAUUCACCCUAUAUCAAAUACAUAGAACAAAAAUACUGCCAAUCGUUGGCACUAGCGGCCUACACUGUAGAUCUAUAAUGUUUUACCAAUCACUGUGCUUCCAGUAAUGCACUGUACAUUCUAGAAAAUACAGCUGUUCCAGUAAAAUGCUGUAAAUGUUUGUUUCAGUAAAGUUGCUGUAAAUCUACAGAAAUGUACUGGCUUCUGUGCUGCCAGUAAUUUACUGUAAAGAUUACAGGAUUUUUUUUGCAGUGAGGAUGACAAUUAUUUUGAGGGGGGAAAAGCAGAUGAGAUGAGCCAAUGACAUGCUUUUACUGGGUUGACAAUUAUUGUUUCAGACUUUUCUCCAAAAUACUGAGGACCUUCCCCCCUUCCUCCCUGCCUCUGCCUAAGACUUUAUCUACCAAAACAAACCUAUCCAAUUCCCCAAAUGUUUCUGUCAACAACAAAAAAUUCAACCACAGCUUACAGUGAGAAUGUAGCGUAUUGUGAAAAUUUUAUGAAUUUGCUCCUCAGGCACACAGAUCUAUGCUCUCAAUGGCACCGACCCGGAAGGACAAGAGGUGAGGUAUGGGUUGAACUUUGAACCUGGUGCCAAAGAAUACUUCAGAGUGGAGCCCAAGUCUGGAAACAUAACUCUGGUGGAAGAACUGGACAGAGAGGUACACCUCACAUCAACAUAUAGCACACACAGUUUGAAUGUUUUCUGAUUGGUUCAGAUUAAAUAUAUUAUACAUGAGUAUAAUAUUUAUCCUUGUCUGAUGUAGCUUUCAUUCACAUUCAGUGGCCUCAAAGUCUUGAAAUUUUGACAUCAACUACUGUAUUUUGAGGGACAUUAUUUCCUCUGCCACCAAAGAUUUUAGAUUCUAUUGAAGUUCUUGUCAGUAUCACAGAUGGCCGAAAUAAGGUAAGCAUACUCAGUUAUACUUGGUUUUUAUACGUAAACCGAAUAAAAUAUAGUAAAAAAAUAUAAUAAUUAUAGACACUAUGAAUUAUCUGUCAUUCAUCAAAAAUAUGUCAUUGAAUUCCCUGUUGCCUCCUCUCUUAUUGCAGGUUACUGAAAAGGUCACAGUGUUUGUCAUGGAUGCCAAUGAUGAACGACCAGUGUUCAAAAACCUGCCCUCUCUUUUGGAUGUUCCAGAGGUAAAACAUUGUGGUCUUCAUAUAAAAAAUGUUUUAAUUCUCAACAGUCGGUAUGCAAUACUUCCGAAAGUGCAAUUGGCACAGCUGUACUGUACUGGACAUGAUGUCCAGGUUUUUGGGUUAUACUGUAGUGAAAGACAAGAUCUCCCCUGCUGAAAAAAACUGCAUAGACCAUGCUGGUGACCAGCCUUCACUGUGUUUUUGCUGGUGACCAGCAUAAAGUCAUAUUAUGCUGGCUUGAAAAGUGAUGUUUAAUUUCUAUUGGAAUCCAGCCAGUGGGGUUAUCCAACAAUUGUAAUGGGUAACGGGUCCAACUAACAGAUUGGAUUAGUUUAGAAAAAUGUAUGUUAUUUAUCUUUGUGUAGCAGAAGAUUAAUUAAUUAAUCAAUGUACAUGCAAAAACACAACAAACAAAAAAGAUAUUGAAACAAACAACUCUACAAAUCUAACUGCAAUAGAGCAUGCUGGGAAAUAUGAUAAUGAUGGGUGUGGUUUUGCAGACCAGCUUGGCCAGCUAGACCAUGCUGGACCAGCAUAGACCGGCAUGGACCAGCUUGGUCACCAGCAUACCAGCAUCACCAGCAUACCAGCAAAAGCUGUUCACCAGAAUCACCAGCAUGAGCUGGUCACCAGCAUCACCAUCUUGACCAGCUAGUUGGCCAGCCUAACCAGCUAGACAAGCUUGACCAGCAGAACAUGCUGGUCAACCAGCAUAACCAGCUAGACCAUGCUGGUCAGACCUGCUAGACCAUGCUGGUCAUACCAGCAUGGACCAGCUUGAAAUCUAUGCUGGUCUAUGCUGUUUUCUUUCAGCAGGGCUUAUAGGGAGCAGAAUAGGAAGUCCAGGCCUGGUACAGCUCUCAUUAUAGAAAACAUAUAUGUUUUUUCUGUUGGCUAAUAUAAUGUAAUUUAUAAAAAAUGAAGGCAAUAACAUAUAUUUUAAAAAAUCAGAACCGUCGAUGCUAUACUUUCCUUAUAUUAGCUAACAGGCAAAACAUCCAUGGGCUUUAGAAAGUAUAGCUGUCUUAGCUGAUGACCAGACGUCACUUCUUCCCUAUUGCGUCAGGUCCAACUAGAAAUAAUUACAUUAUAUCGACCAAUGGCUCAUUGUAAUGUUCAUGGUCAUUAACAUUGAUUUGCUAUGAAAGAGAAACAAAUUGUCUAUUGAUUUGAAUGGGUGUCAGUGCACAUGAAAACUGCAAAAACCUAGAGAAAAUGUAACCAGUGGACAAGGUUUUCCCCCAAAUGAAGUUAAACCAAAACAGCGAUCAUUCUACUCUGGCCUAUUCAAUUUGCCCUACAUGUCAUGCCCUACAUUACUACCUUGUGUUUUUUUCUGCUUAUCCCAGAACUCUGAAUCUGGGAGUAGUAUCUACAAAGUGCUGGCUGUGGAUCGGGAUACAGGCUCUGGAGGCUCGGUCACCUUCUAUCUACAGGUACUGUAACAUCUGGCUAGGAUAAGCCCCCAACCAGUCCCCACCCAGAGGUCACCGCAGGUCUGCACUAAGGCCUAGAUUAAAUCAAAUCAAGUGUUAACCGGCCAUAGCCGACUCCCGCAUAGCUGAUGUUUUGUCGGUGUCAGGGGUGUUACUGUGUUGGAGCUGUCAAAUCGGUGAUCAGCUGCUCUUGAUCAUUGUCAGGAAGCCACACCCAUCCCACUCGCGUUAGAAGUUCAGAACGAGAAAGUGUAGGCUAUAUAUAAAUAACUACGCUCAAAUAAAAAAUAAUUAAACAAAAUAAUUAUGAUUUCUAUCAGCCUAAUCGAGGUGUAGAUUACAUCUCACAUUCCAGUGUUUGAACUUUUAAACAAGGCUGCAUGGGAUUUAUCUUAAUGCAACUCCAUGCAGCCAAUGGCAAUGCCCGUAAUGAAAAACAUGUUUUUAGAAAUUUUACAAAUGUAUUGAAAAUGAAAUACAGAAAUAUAUAAUUUACAUAAAUAUUCACACCCCUGAAUCAAUACUUUGUAGAAGCACCUUUGGCAGGGAUUACUUGUGUGAGUAUUUCUAGGUAAAUCUCUAAGAGCUUUCCACACCUGGAUUGGGCAACAUUUGCCCAUUAUUCCUUUCAAAAUUAUUCAAGCUCUAUCAAAUUGGUUGUUAAUCAUUGCUAGACAACCAUUGUCUGGUCUUGCCAUUGAUUUUAAAGUAGAUUUAAAUCAAAACUGUAACUCGACCACUCAGGACCAUUCACUGUCUUCUUGGUAAGCAACUCCAGUGUAGAUUUGGCCUUGUGUUUUAGGUUAUUGUCCUGCUGAAAGGUGAAUUCAUCUCCCAGUGUCUGGUGGAAAGCAGACUGAACUAGGUUUUCCCCUAGGACUGCCUGUGUUUAGGUCCAUUCUGGUUAUUUUCUAUCCUGAAAAACUCCCCAGUCCUUAACAAUUACAAGUGUACCCAUAACAUGAUGCAGCCGCCACUAUGCUUGAAAAUAUGGAGAGUGGUACUCAGUAAUGUGUUCUUUUGGAUUUGUCCCAAACAUACAGUGCCUUCAGAAAGUAUUCACACCCCUUGACUUCUUCCACAUUUUGUUGUGUUACAGCCUGAAUUUAAAAUGGAUUACAUUUAGAUUUUGUGUCACUGGCCUACACACAAUACCCCCUAAUGUCAAAGUGGCAUUAUGUUUUUCAAAAUGCUUACAAAUUAAUAAAAAAUGUAAAUCUGAAAUGUCUUGAGUCAGUAAGUAUUCUACCCCUUUGUUAUGGCAAGCCUACUUCCAGUUUAUACAUACUAUACAUAUUUUAUUGACACAGUCAAUUUUACAAUAAUUCAUUUUGUUUGUUUUUACUCCUAAACUUCCUCUACCCUCAACCUCUCCGAUCAUUUUCAUAAUGUCCAUCCAGUUUGCUUCUAUAUGCCAUUUCUUUCUAACUGUGCUCUUUCACAAAGCUCUCAACCUAUAACCUAUAUACUUAUUAUGGACACAGUAUGCUUUACAUUAGUUAUCAUGUUGUUGUUAGUUGUUAUUAGUCCCAUCCUUCAACUCCAUUCAACACCACCCAUCUAUCACUUAACACCAUCCAUAUUGGAUUUCUAUUUGCAAUAUAUUGUUAAACUGUACUGUGAUGUUUUACAAAAGUUCUGAACCCUUCUAUUCUCAUUGUUUCUACAGAUUGUAAAUUGAAAAUAAACAUUUUUGCUAAAAGUAUUAUUAUAUUAUUGAUCGAUUGACUGUGAUUUUUCAGAUCACCCAGUAGUGCUAUCUGCAGGGUUAGCUCCAGGUAAAUAUUGCAAUCCUUUAGCCAUUCAUGGACCUGAGUCCAAAAACAAGCUACAAAUGGACAGUACCAAAAUCUGCAGAGCUGGGAAGAUUGUAUCCUCCAUAUAAAUAACAUUAUAUUGGUAGCAAGAAUUUUGUAGAAUAAUUUAAAUUGAAAAAUUAUAAGUUUUGAAUCCGGCGUCGUUUUGCGUAUCAGUUCAUAAACAGUAUGCUAUGUAAUCGGUACGUCAAAAAUCUCUUCCCAACUAUUUUGCAAUCUAUAUGGGACGGCUGUCAAUCCUUUGGCCCUUAAAUUAAACUGGUAUACUUUUUUAUUUAUCCGAAUUUUCUUUAACCAAUUAUGUUCUUUAAUGCAGGGCCAACAGAGAAGUUCCUUCCUUUUUCCCCUUUCCACUUUCCUCUUCCAUUUUUGCGGUAAUGCUGCAAUUAUUUGGUUGUAAUUUUGGGUAGAGCAGACAUUUCCAUAUGUUUUUGUUAGCUGCAUGUGUGACAUAACUCCACCAGUCCUACCUAUGAUAUCAUUUACGAAGUUUAUUAUGUUACUACUUUUUGUUUAGUAGCCAAAGAAAUGGUGCCACGCGAGUGGUCAUGUGCUGAAUGCAUGGACAGCAGGGAUAUCCCUGGAAAAAGUGACAUUUGUAAAUAGAGCUACACCUCUUGAAUUAUGAGAGUUAUUUGACAAUGGUAAGUGUAAUAGAAACUGCACAAUAUGCUUUUACUGAUACUAUAUAGAAAUAUGCAAGUGACUCUGAAGGAGGAUUUGAUAAAGUGAUGAUCCUUUCCCUGCAUCUGUAAAUUACAUGAUGCGCCCAUGUCUUCAUGUACAAUUUGACAACUGAUAGGCCUAAUAUUGUUACUCACCAGAUUAUUGUCAAUGUAAUCGUGUCUAUAGGCUGACUCUUAUUAUGUGUGAAAUUAGUUUCGGUGUAGUUUCGAUGGGCUGGCUGUGCAUGCUGACUGGCAUCAUAUAUUUCCCGCUCAUCAAGUUGGAUAGAGUCAAGGAUAUGUUUUGCAUUAUUCUAAAGGCCUACUGCAACACAUUGCAUUUUUUUGUUUCCCUUACAAUACAUUCGAUUAGUAAAAGAGUUGUAGCAAAUAAAACAGUCCCAUAACAGCUUCUUUUUACAAAGUAAAAUGUAAAAGAGAAGGUGUGUGGUCAAAUUAUUUGCUGCUGAUUGUCACACCCUGACGUAUGGGACUCUAGUAUGUUGAGUCAGGGUGUGGAGUUCUAUGUUGUAUUUUCUAUGUUCUCAGUCUAGGUGUUGUAUUUCUAUGUUUGGCCAGGUGUGAUUCCCAAUCAGAGACAGCUGUCACUCGUUGUCUCUGAUUGGGGAUCAUACUUAGGCAGCCUGUUUGCAUUCAGUUGUUGUGGGAUCUUGUUCCGUGUUAGAGGCUUGUAUUGUGUUUAGCCUUAGGACUUCACGUGUCGCUGGUUUGUUGUUUUGUUCGUGUGUUUAUCGGUAAAAUAAACAUGUACGCAUUUUACGCUGCUCCUUGGUCUGACCCGUCCUUAAACAAACGUGACAGAAGAUCCCACCAAAAAUGGACCAAGCAGCGUGCCCAGGAGCAGACAUCCUGGACAUGGGAGGAGAUCCUGGACAGAAAGGGAUCCUGGACAUGGGAGGAGAUUCAGGCUGGGAUGGAUCGCCGUCCUUGGGAGGAGACAGUGGAGGCCCGGUUUAGAGAGGAGCAACGGCAACACAGAAGGCGCCGGCCGAGGAGGAAGCACGAGAGACAGCCCCAAGAAAAAUGUUUGGGGGGCUAAAAGGGUGGUCGGGGAUCGAUGGAGAAGAGCCCCGACCACUGCACUCGUGGGGGCUCAGGGAGGAGUUUUCACGGGAGGAGGACUGGGCGCGGAGAGUGAAAGACUGGUACAGUCGGAGAUCUCUAAUGUCAGUUCCCAGUCCGGUACACCUCGUGCCUGCGUCUCGCACCAAAUUAGUGGUGCGUGUGCCCAGUCCGGCCCGGCCCGUUCCUGUUCCCCGCUCCAAGCCAGUGGUGCGUGUUCCCAGUCUGGUAUGGCCUGUUCCUGUUCCUCGCAACAGGCCAGUGGUGCGUGUCGCCAGUCCGGCCUGGCCCAUUCCUGCUCCCCGCACCAAGCCAGUGGUGCGUGUUGCCAGUCCGGCCCGGUCUGUUCCUGCUCCACGCACCAGGCCGGGGCCGGGCCGGACUGGCAACACGCACCACUGGCCUGGUGCAAGGAGCCGGAAUGCCCACCCAGACCCUACCCUGUUAUGUAAGGUUUGUGUGGUCGGAGUCCGCACCUGUGGGGGGGAGGGGGGUACUGCCACACCCUGACGUAUGGGACUCUAGUAUGUUGAGUCAGGGUGUGGAGUUCUAUGUUGUAUUUUCUAUGUUCUCAGUCUAGGUGUUGUAUUUCUAUGUUUGGCCGGGUGUGAUUCCCAAUCAGAGACAGCUGUCACUCGUUGUCUCUGAUUGGGGAUCAUACUUAGGCAGCCUGUUUGCAUUCAGUUUUUGUGGGAUCUUGUUCCGUGGUUGAGGCUUGUAUUGUGUUUAGCCUUAGGACUUCACGUGUCGUUGGUUUGUUUUGUUUGUGUGCUUAUCAGUGAAAUAAACAUGUACGCAUUUCACACUGCGCCUUGGUCUGACCCGUCCUUAAACGAACGUGACACUGAUAGAUAGGCAUAAUACAAACUCAUCAUUACACUAUUGUCUUUCUAAAUUAAAUCAACCUCUUCACCCUCCUUAUCAUUCAGUUAGGCCUAAUUUAAAUUCAAUGGUGAAGUAAGGUGCAUAAUUAUCGCCCAUUCAUCCAUUUGUCAUUCAUUCAGUGAUGAGAGAGAGAUGGCCUGGCUGUGCAGGCUGACUGGCAUCGUAUAUUUCUGGCUGGGUGCCAACGUCCUACAGCACAUUGUCUUGGUGGGAAUAGGUAUGAAAGCAACAGGUAAAAAGGCUCUAGAUACCUUUUUGUUUGUGAUUUCAAAAUUCUGACAAAUGAACAAUGUAAAAUACAAACAUUUAGGAAAAGUCAGGGAAGGAGCAGGACAGCUUUCUUUUUGGCUAAUUUUUUUAAUUUACAAAAUCAAACGUCAGUGGCCAUUGGCCUAUGGCAGUCAUAAUGAAAACAAGUAACAUAAUAAGUUGCAUGAACUCACUAUGUGUGCAAUGAUAGUGUUUAACAUCAUUUUUGAAUGACUACCUCAUCUCUGUACCCCACACAUACAAUUGUCUUUAAUGGCCCUCAGUCGAGCAGUGAAUUUCAAACACAGAUUCAACCACAAAGACCAUGGAGGUUUUACAAUGCCUCGUAAAGAAAGGCACCUAUUGGUAGAUGGGUAAAAAAAAUCAGACAUUUAAUAUUGCUUUGAACAUGGUGAAGUUAUUAAUUACACUUUCGAUGGUGUAUCAGCACAACCAGUCACUGCAAAGAUAAAGGCGUCCUUCCUAACUCAGUUGUCGUAGAGGAAGGAAACCGCUCAGGGAUUUCACCAUGAGGCCAAUGAUGAUUUUAAAACAGUUACAGAGUUUAAUGGCUGUGAUAGGAGAAAACUGAGGAUGGAUCAACAGCAUUGUAGUUACUCGAAAUACAAACCAAAUUGACAGAGUGAAAAGAAGGCGGCAUGUGGCAAAGCAAUUAAACUUGUGGCAAAGCAAUUCAACUUUAAUACACCAUCCAAAGUGUAAUUAAUAACUUCACUAUGCUCAAAGAGCUAUUCAAUGUCUGCUUUUUUAUUUUUUUACCCAUCUACCAAUUGGUGCCCUUCUUUGCGAGGCAAUGAAGAUCUUUGAGGUUGAAUCUGUGUUUGAAAUUCACUGCUCGACUGACGGACCUUGCAGAUAAUUGUAUGUGUGGGGUACAGAGAAGAGCUAGUCAUAAAAUAAUCAUGUUCAACACUAUUAUUGCACACAGAGUGAAUCCAUGCAAUUUAUUAUGUGACUUGAUAAGCACAUUUUUACUCCUGAACUUAUUUCGGUUUGCCAAAACAAAGGGGUUGAAUACUUAUUGACUCACGACAUUUCAGCUUUUCAUUUUUAAUUAAUUUGUAAAAAUUUCGAAAAACAUAUUUCCUAUUUGACAUUAUGGGUUAAUGUGUGUGGGCCAGUGACAAAACAUCGGAAUUUAAUACAUUUUAAAUUCAGGCUGUAACACAACAAACUGUGGAUAAAGUCAAGGGGAGUGAAUACUUUCUGAAGGCACUGUAGGUAUGGGAAAAUUGACUAGGCAACAGGAUCGAUAAUAAGCAGUAGCAAGCAGCAUAUGUGAUGAGUUAAAAGAGUUAAUGCAAAAGUGGGUCAAUGCAGAUAGCCUGGGAGCCAUUUGGUUAAAUAUUUAGCUGUCUCUUGUCUUGGGGAUAGAAGCUGUUCAGGUUCCUGUUGGUUCCAGAUUUGGUGCAUCGGUACCACUUGAAGUGCGGUAGCAGAGAGAACAGUCUAUGACUUGGGUGGCUGGAGUCUUUGACAAUUUUUAGGGCCUUCCUCUGACACAGCCUGGUAUAGAGGUCCUGGAUGGCAGGGAGCCUGGGCCCCAGUGAUGUACUGGGCCGUACGCACUACCCUCUGUAGCGCCUUGUGGUCAGAUGCCAAGCAGUUGCCAUACCAAGCGGUGAUGCAGCCAGUCAAGAUGCUCUCAACAGUGCAGCUGUAUAACUUUUUGAGGAUCUGAGGGCCCAUGCCAAAUCUUUUCAGCCUCUUGAGGGGGAAGACGCAUUGUCGUGCAUUCUUCACAACUUUAUUGGUAUUUGUGGACCAUGUUAAUUGGUAUUUGUGGACCAUGUUAAUUCCUUAGUGAUAUGGACACCGAGGAACUUGAAGCUCUCAACCCGCUCCACUACAGCCCUGUCAAUGUGGAUGGGGGCAUGCUUUGUCUUGUUGGCGUUUAGGGAGAGGUUGUUGUCUCAUCGUCGUCACUGAUUAGGCCUACCACAGUCGUGUCAUCAACCAACUUGAUGAUGGUGUUGGAGUCGUGCGCGGCCAUGCAGUCGUAGUUGAACAGGGAGUACAGGAGGGGACUAAGUACGCACCCCUAAGGGGCCCCCAUGUUGAGGGUCAGCAUGGCGGAUGUGUUGCUGCCUACCCUCACCACCUGGGGGCGGCCCGUCAGGAAGUCGAGGAUCCAGUUGCAGCAGGAGGUGUUCAGUCCCAGGGUCCUGACCUUAGUGAUGAGCUUGGAGGGCACUAUGGUGUUGCUUGCCUUGAAGUAAGCAUAGAAGGCAUUUAGCUCAUCUGGUAGGCUCGCAUCACUGGGCAGCUGGUGACUGGGUAUCCUUUUGUAAUCCGUGAUAGUAUGCAAGCCCAGACACAUCCAAUGAGCGUCAGACACGGCGUAGUAGGAUUCGAUCUUAGUCCUGUAUUGAAGCUUUGCCUGUUUGAUGGUUCGUCAGAGGGCGUAGCGGGAUUUCUUAUAAGUUUCCGGAAAAUUGUCCCGCUCCUUGAAAGCGGCAGCUCUAGCCUUUAGCUCAGUGCAGAUGUUGCCUGUAAUCCAUGGCUUCUGGUUGGGAUAUGUACGUACGGUCACUGUGGGGACGACGUCGUCAAUGCACUUCUUAAUGAAGCCAGUGACUGAUGUGGUAAACUCCUCAAUGUUAUCGGAUGAAUCCCGGAACAUAUUCUAGUCCGUGCUAGCGAAACAGUCCUGUGUGUAUGUUUACACACACAUGCACGUGUCUGUAUGUGAACACGUGUGUGUAGUUAUGGGGCUCAUCGGCCGGGGAUUAAAUCACAGUUCAAUUUGUGUGAGGUAUUGGUGGCUUAGAGGGCUGCUUUGGCCGGAGAUGGCGGGAAUGUUGUUGUGCACUUUGUGUGGGGACGUGCUAUUAGGAGCAGAGCAUAGCUGGGCAAGAGUGACACUGAUGCAAAGCACAUCUGGACACACCAGCUUUUUACCUGCCUGCCCCUCUUCAGGGCAUAUGGCCUCUUUAUAUCCAAACAUAGAUAUGCAUAUAUUGUAUACACUCUUUGUCUAAAUUCCCAUGGUCCUUAGAGUAGUGGUUAUGUAUUUAUCUGAUUACUGGCAUGAGAUGUCUGCUCAUGUUUACCUGAGUGAGUGGUGAUGGUGGGGUUUCAGGAUGGAGAGGCUCUUUGCUGUUUGAUGUCAUCGGUAUGUAUUUAAGCUUUUAAUAUGAUGCCUUUCUUUCUGCCAUGACAGACUAAUGGUCAGUCCAGUAAGUUUGCCAUAGACCGACACAGUGGUGUGCUGAGGAUCAAGCCCGGGGAGAUGCUGGACUAUGAGAGGUCGACGACACACUUCAUCACAGUAGUGGCCAAG
Molecule: messenger RNA, 13314 nt
Organism: Coregonus sp. 'balchen'
Lineage: Eukaryota; Metazoa; Chordata; Actinopteri; Salmoniformes; Salmonidae
Source: the annotation of a GenBank genome assembly